AUGAGGACCUUCAUCAUUGCCGCCCUUGUGGCCGUGGCCGCUGCUGGUCGUCCUGCAGCCGUUCACGGCGGAUACGGCGGCGGCUACGGCCGCGCUGACUACUACGAGCCCAGGCCCUACCACUUCCAGUACGCCGUGGACGACCCCCACUACGGUCCCAUGAUGGCGCAGAGCGAGCAGUCCAACGGUGACGGCGCGCACGUCAAGUACUACGCCGACCACUACGCCGGCUACAACGCUGAGGUCUCCUACGACGGGUACGCCAACCACCCGGAGCGUCGGGCUAAGGUCGUAGGAUACGCCGGAGCUGGUCGUCACUAA
Pollicipes pollicipes is the source of this 321-nucleotide messenger RNA. Its product is annotated as adult-specific cuticular protein ACP-20-like. The record is from RefSeq and is a predicted model, not a curated record. Bases 1 to 321 code for a protein of 106 amino acids. NCBI's taxonomy places the organism in Eukaryota, Metazoa, Arthropoda, Thecostraca, Pollicipedomorpha, Pollicipedidae. The transcript is spliced from 2 exons.